AUGAUUCAAGUUAAACGAUAUCUAAAUAAUAGUAAUCCUCGUCAUGAAGAAACGAAAAAACUAAAAACAAUAUACGAUGACAGAGAAAGGAUUAAUUGUUUGGAAAACUUAUCCAAUGAACUUUUCUAUGAAAUCUUCGAUUAUCUUGAUGGUUGUGAAUUAUUUAAUGCAUUUUCAAAUCUUAAUAAUCGUUUUCGUACUCUACUCAAUGGUUCAUCUCUUCGAUUAAAAAUUAAUCUUCGUUUUCAUCCAGAAACUAUUAAACAAUAUCGUUCGACUUGUAUUGUUUCUCGGAACAAAGAUCGAAUUAUUUCACUUAAUUUGGCUAAUUUUUAUUGUUUUAAUUCAAGUUUUACAUUAUUUAACAUUAAUUCAUCAUUUAGUCAUCUUGAAUCGUUAGUAUUAGGUAAAAUGAAACCAAAUGAACUCAAAUCUCUUCUUAUAAAUUUAAUAUCUUUACCUCGUCUUUUCUCAUUAAUUAUCCAUUAUGAUGAUGAUCUCAAACAGAUUAAUAAUAUAUAUCAAAUGAUUGUCAAAUUACCUAUGUUAAAGUACAAUAAAUUAUCAUUUAAUUCACUUGAAUCAUUUAUUCCUAUACCCAUAGCUACUACUGAACAAUUUAGUAGUAUUAAAGAUCUGAUUAUUGAUCAUUGCUGUACUCUCGAUGAAUUAAUUGCUAUACUUUCAUAUACACCUAAACUUUGUCGUUUAACUUGUCGACAAAUAAAUGAAUCAAAGAAAAACAUCUUAAAAGAUACAGUUAAUGUGAUUUCAAGUUUAACUCGUAUAUCUAUUACUAAAUGUUAUGCUGAAUAUGAUGAGUUAGAAAUGUUUCUCACCAAAAUAUCACCUCAAGUACAAGUAUUACGUAUUAAUACUUUAAAAGAUGUGACUUAUUUGGAUGCAAAUCGAUGGGCACGAAUUAUUUCACAAAAUUUACUUGAAUUAAAUACAUUUGAAUUUCAAUACAACGAUCUUAUUGAUGAAGAUUUCAAAACAACUGUUUAUCAUGAAUUAAUUAAUCGAUUUAAUUCUUCAUUCUGGAUAAAGCGAAAAUGGUUUUUUAAAAUUUCUAUUCAAACAGAUUCUUGGGAUGAUAAUGUUAUUGUCUAUUCAAUUUUUCCAUACAGAAAAUUUGAAGGCAAUUUUCAAAGAGAAAAGACAAAUGAUGAAAAAUUAAUUGAUGACAUCUAUGAAAAUAACAUACAACAAAGUAUUAUUUCUAAUAAACAUAAUUCUGUUGCAACAUCUUCUAUGAUAUUAAACAUUAGCGAUCUAUCUACAACAGACGAUGAUGAACCAUUUAUUGAAAUGGUUAGUUCAAUUUUAGUUAUGUUACCAAUUACUUGUUUAAAUAUUACUCUCAGCGGAAUUUAUAUUGCUACAUUAAUUGAUUUCAUUAAAUAUUUACCUAAUCUUGAUUCAUUAGUAAUAUUGUCAUUACCAAUGAUAGAACAAAAUGUGAUUUAUGCUAAAUUUAUUAGAGAAAUUAUUCAUCCAGAAAGUCAAAAGGUAUGUCGAAGAGAUCUUCUAUUUCAAGACAAUGCAGACUCAAAACAACGAAUAAAAACUGUACUACAAAUUGUUGAUGAAUUAUUUAAUCAUCGAAUUUUACCAGAAGAAGACGAUGCUAAAUUUGCUUACGUCUAG
This is a messenger RNA of Rotaria sp. Silwood2, 1650 nucleotides long. The record is from the annotation of a GenBank genome assembly. Lineage: Eukaryota; Metazoa; Rotifera; Eurotatoria; Philodinida; Philodinidae.